CCUAUUGAAACUUUGUGGUACGAGAUGAAAAAGGUUCUACGACAACAUCCUGCUCGUACAAUCACCGAACUGAGACAAAAACUUCAAGAAAUAUGGAACUGUUUUGCACCAAAUUUUUGCCAAAACUUGGUUAACACUAUGCCCCAAAGAAUUUCAGCCGUAAUAUAAAAUAAAGGUGAUGUUACCCAGUGGUAAUCUUUCAAUUGUUGCUUUGUUAACUUCGCGCAUUUAUUCGCACAUUGUUUAUUUGUUCAGAUGUUCUAUUAUUUGUAGGUCUAAGUGAUUUCAAAUAAGCAUUUUUUACGACUAGAG
Molecule: messenger RNA, 312 nt
Organism: Acanthoscelides obtectus
Lineage: Eukaryota; Metazoa; Arthropoda; Insecta; Coleoptera; Chrysomelidae
Source: the annotation of a GenBank genome assembly